AUGACUGACGCUAAGGCAAACGAUUCCUUCGACCAUGACGCAAACAAUGCAGAAGAAUCGUCGGGACGACCAGUCCGUAGGAGCAGGUUGCUCUCCGAUGAUGCUAGACUUGCGUUGCAACUGCAGGAGCAAGAGCUCAGAGCUGCAAGAGGAGGCUUUCAGACGUCAAGGAAGAGAUCGAAGCCAUCUAGUAGUCCACGGAAGAGUUCUUCAGGCUCAACUCAGAAGGCAAAGACCUCACAGCCCGAGCCGCAGACCACUGCAAAGAGUCGGCAAAAGGUGAGCACAGCGUCAGGAGGAAAGAAAGCAGCGAAACCAGCAACCAAGUCAGCAUCGAAUAAGACACAGCCCAGCAAAGCAAGGUCGUCUUCGAAGAAGUCGAAGACUGCUUCCAGCCAUCAGGAUGACGGCUUCGUCCAAUUUGGUCUGGAGCCUUGGCCAGGAUCUGAUGAAGCAGUGCCAGCAGUCAAGAGCAAAUCUCUGAGGCUAGAAGAAGACUCCACAGUCAUGAGCAUCAAACGGCUAAUCAUUGACGAGGCUUACCCGGGAGAGAACCUUUCGAAGAUUGAGGUCCGAACCAAGGCUGGAAUGUUGCUGGGGCAGGACCACUCGCUGAGAUACGUCCGACAGUUCCUCUGGCCGGAAUCCAGGGGAGACCUCGUACUUUAUUACUCGAAGGGGAAAGACUCUCUCUUCUGA
This is a messenger RNA of Guillardia theta CCMP2712, 699 nucleotides long. RefSeq lists its product as hypothetical. The transcript has a single exon. The coding region runs from base 1 to 699 and encodes 232 amino acids. The record is from RefSeq and is a predicted model, not a curated record. Lineage: Eukaryota; Cryptophyceae; Pyrenomonadales; Geminigeraceae.